UCAAAAAGGGCCAGUUUUUCCUAUUCUUUGCCAUUUUUAAAAAAAUGCAAACUCAGCUUUUGAAGUAACAAAUUACAUUUACUCUCACUGAUACUUUGGGUUUUUUCUUUUGUACACAUUUUUGGAGUAUUCCAAGAUGGUGGAGCCUGUCGGUGAAGGAAAUCACUCUGGUUUGCAGAAGAGAAACAUAAAUGGGAAAUAUAAUCAAAGGACUGAAGUCAAGAGGGAGUCAGGUCUAAACGAACUUAUCAUGUAAGGAAAUAUGUUGACACUGCCAUUCGAGGAACCUCAUAUGAUGUGUGAGCCGCGGUUUGGUGCCAAUUAUCCCCGUGAAAGCUUACCUGAGAGCCUGGAGCAGGAGCGCCAGCACGAGCCAGAGAGGUCCAACUCAGACAUGAGGGAGGCCGAGGAUGACAUCUCCGACAGAGAGGAAGACGAGAGGGAGGACGAUCAGGAUGACAACGGGCUCCCUAAAAAGCGGGGCCCGCGAAAAAAGAGGCCCGGCAAGGAGCACGACAGGGCCAAACUACGGCGCCAGGAAGCCAACGCCCGAGAGCGCAGCCGGAUGCACGGCUUAAACGCGGCGUUGGAGAGCCUGCGCAAAGUUGUACCGUGCUACUCCAAAACUCAAAAACUGUCCAAGAUUGAGACCCUCAGACUGGCUAAAAAUUACAUCUGGGCCCUGUCAGAGACCCUGAGCGCGGGGAAGAGACCGGACCUGCUCGCCUUCGUGCAGACUUUGUGCAAAGGAUUAUCUCAACCCACGACCAACUUGGUGGCCGGUUGUUUGCAGCUGAACGCGAGAAAUUUCCUCACAGACCACAACGGGGAGGUGAUGUUCUCUGGCAGGUCGCCAUAUGAUGCCAUGUACUCGUACCCCGGCUCAGACAUGAACACGCCCCCCGGCCACAGCGGCAGCGGCUUGGACAGCAGCGCCAAGCCGUUCAGACACUACAGCUACAGCGGCGCGUACGAGCCCUACUAUGAGAACCCGUCCCCUGAGAGCGGGAGCCCACAUUUUGACAGCCAGCUGAGCCCCCCGAUGAACUUUAACGGGAUUUUCUCCCUAAAACACGACGACCCACCAGACUACGGUAAAAGCAGCCACUAUGGCAUGCGCUACUGCAGUGCGCCAGGACGCACGGCUCUUGCGCACAACUCCAUGUACCGAGUCUCCCAAGAGGGCCGUUUCCCCUACGAUCUGCACGUCCGCAGCCAGUCCUUCCAAGCACAAGGGGAAGUUAAUGGCUCUUUCCACAAUUAAUCAAUCAGCUGGACAAAGUUCAAGUUUCAGAAGCGAUGCAAUUUCCCCCCGCAGAUGUCGAGAGUGGAACGAAAUGGACUCCAGACACACUGAUGCACUGCAAAAAUAUGCCCAUUUUAACGAGUCAUGUUGUGUUCAGUCUUGUUUUUCUUCCAAACAUGGUAAAAGUCUGCAAAUUAGAAAUGAUGAUUUCACCAGAUCUCGAAUCUUGUGUCAAUAUAAGACAGAAAAAAGAUUUAAAACAAAUUUUAAAAAAUCAGAGCCUUUUAUUGAUUUAAAGGAAAUUCAGAUUUAAUGGCCCAAUGUCAUAUUUCCAGUGGGAAAACACAAAAUUAGAGUAAUUCUAUGCAGGUUUUGAGAAACUUGUUUACAGAGUGCAUUAUAUUGUUUCGUAAUGACUGUAAUGCAGAUAAUGAUCAUAUAAAGCUGAUAUUGUCGACAAUUAAUUUGAUUUUUCUGCUUAUUUAAUCAAAUCACAGCAGUCGGUAAAAUAAUUUUCGUGGCGAAAUAAAAAUCAACUAACUGAAACAAUCGGGGGAAAAGAAAAGACGUUUCACCUCAUCAGGGAAGUUUGCUGAGACAUGAUUGGAGUUCACAGAUUCAGUCUGUUAGCAAUAAAGGUCAAUUGAGCUAUGCAAGGCAGCCAAAUGCAAUCUUUGCUUAUAAAAAAAGGUAUAUGUCUAUAUCCUCUCACAAGGCGUUUCUCAUAAUCUAAUUAAAGUGAUAACAAUAACACAAAAUUAACUAUUUAAAAAAAGACGUGCACGUGUUUAGGAGACCUGAUGAUGAUGUCAUCUGAACUUGGUCUAUAAAUACAGCAAGUUGUGGGGAAAAAAAGUUUAAAUUUAAAUGCAUUUGUAUUUGGAGUAAAUAGUGUGGUAA
Plectropomus leopardus (leopard coralgrouper) is the source of this 2146-nucleotide messenger RNA. RefSeq names its product neuronal differentiation 6b (gene neurod6b). Gene Ontology annotation, biological process: positive regulation of transcription by RNA polymerase II; sensory organ development; axon development. Gene Ontology annotation, molecular function: E-box binding; protein dimerization activity; DNA-binding transcription factor activity, RNA polymerase II-specific. NCBI's taxonomy places the organism in Eukaryota, Metazoa, Chordata, Actinopteri, Perciformes, Serranidae. The record is from RefSeq and is a predicted model, not a curated record. Gene Ontology annotation, cellular component: nucleus.